This is a messenger RNA of Drosophila innubila, 2493 nucleotides long. RefSeq names its product protein peste-like. The record is from RefSeq and is a predicted model, not a curated record. Gene Ontology annotation, molecular function: scavenger receptor activity. Lineage: Eukaryota; Metazoa; Arthropoda; Insecta; Diptera; Drosophilidae. Gene Ontology annotation, cellular component: cytoplasm; membrane.
UUUAAAAUAAAAUAGUUUUAGUCGCAGACCAGACGCAGUGCCGCUCAGACGUAAAGAGCAUCCGACGCGUGGCUGUUUGAGCGAGUUCAAGAUCAAGUUAACGGUGCGUUGAAUGUCUAGUGUUUAAAACGAAUGGGCGCGAGUGAGAAGAGCGCAAGAAAUAGACGCCGCAAUGAGAAAUACACAGUAAAACGACAAGCGCAUUGGAAAAAACGUAUUCGAUGAAUAUUUAUGCUUGUGCAAUUAAAAUGGGAACCAGUUGAAAAGUAUUUGAAAACAAAACACGCGAUUGCCAAAUGGGAAACGAAACGUAGUAGAAGAAGCACUACAAGUGACAAAAGCUAAAAGUGUUUAAACAAACUGCAGCAGACAGCAAAGCGACGCCUAAAAGUGAAAAACGCAGCGCCAACGACUGCGACGUCGAGCAGUGCAACGUUAUACAAACGCUUGCCUUCAGUUCAGCGUAUCAAGAGCAAGAGAACAGGCGCACAACAAGCAACGAAUUCAUCCUGCGCAACGGAAACAAGAGCAACAAAAUUGAAAACAAGAGAAACAGCUUACACAGGGAAUAACAGAGAAGCUGACGUUGACAGCAUUUGUCGGAGAGUACAAGAACAACAACAACAGCUAGAGAUGACAUCACGCGCACGUCACUGUGCCUGGCGGCUGGGUAUUCUGAUUUUAGGCGUUUGCUGCAUUGCCGCCGGUGUUUACCUCCUUAACAAUUGGAUAGAUAUGUUUACGCGCAUGCGCGGCAAGGAAAUGGCACUGAGUCCAUCGCCAGCCUAUGCGGACUGGAAAGUGUCGCCCCUACCGCUCAACUUUGAUGUCUAUCUGUUUAACUGGACGAAUCCGGAGGAUCUCUACGAAGGGUCACCUAGGAAGCCGCACUUCCAGCAAUUGGGACCAUAUCGGUUUAGGGAGCUACCCGACAAAGUUGACAUCGAGUGGCACAAUCAGAACGCUUCCAUAUCCUUUCGCAAAAAGGCCUUCUUUUACUUUGAUGCAGCCGGCAGCAAUGGUACCCUCAACGAUAUGGUAACCUCGGUCAACACUGUGGCCCAUUCUGGAGCUCGACGUUUUUCGGAACUUCCUUCAAUUAUUAAGGCGCUUGCCGCCACAACGUUGAGUGGCACGCAGGAAGUCUACGAGACGAGAACCGCCGAGGAAUGGUUGUUUAAGGGCUAUAUCAGUUCUUUGGUCACAGUGGGCAAUUUUACGUCCCAGGAUGUACCCUACGAUCAGGUUGGCUAUCAGUAUCCACGCAAUGGCACCACGGACUUUGAUGGAGAUAUUAACAUGUUCACCGGUGCGGAUGACAUUAGUAAAAUGGGUCAAAUCCAUACGUGGAAUAAUUUGACACACACCGGCGCCUUUGAGGGUGUUUGUGGCAAUGUCAUGGGCUCUAUGGGUGAAUUCUUUCCUCCCAAUUUGAACACAAACCAAACUGUCUACAUGUAUAUGCCCAAGAUGUGCCGUGCCGUGCCGCUGGACUAUACCGAAACAGUCACAGUGCAUGGGGUUACCGCAUAUAAAUUCAGUGGCACAAGACGUGCUGUGGACAAUGGCACCAUGUAUCCGGAGACUAGUUGCUUCUGCGUGGAUGGCCAAUGCAAACCGUCGGGUAUCAAUAUUGCACGCUGUGCUUACAAUGCCUCUAUACACAUGUCAUAUCCACACUUUUAUCUGGCCGAUCCCAGUUAUCUAGAGGCAAUUGAUGGACUGCAGCCGGACAAAGAGAAGCAUGAAUUUUACAUGGCACUGGAACCAAACGCUGGCGUGCCCAUGGAUGUGGGCGGUGGUUUCCAGGCCAAUUAUCUGAUGGAGCCGAUAAGUGGAGUUGGUCUCUAUGCGCGCGUGCCACGCGUCAUGAUGCCCUUGAUGUGGGCCGAGGAGCGUGUCCGUGUUAGUGAAGAAAUUGCCACGCAAAUUGGACUGGUGCCGUUAAUUGUAUUGAUUGGACAGAUCUUUACUGGCAUACUGCUUGCCGGCGGUCUCAUCUGCACCUGCUGGUAUCCCACGCGCAAACUGACGCGUCUCUGCCACAGCGACGAUCCAAAGGUCAAGGCUUCCGUGCUGCGUCCACUCACCACGUUUGGUGUCAGCGCCAGUGCCACAGGUGCGACACAAAUCCGACCCCAUGACAGCCACAACGAGCGUGUGGGCGUCCGUCUCUUGGAUUAUAGACGCAGCUCGGGACUAACCGAUAGCGGCUGUAAUUCGGCCAGUGAGAGCCUCAUCGGAAGCAUCAGCUCAACAGAUGUGAUAAUUGGUUAAUAUACAUAUACCGUUGCAUCUUGCAUUUUCAAUCGAUCUAUCUGCGUAUAUAUAAACACACAUUGCCUUAGGGAGCCACUAAAGGUUCGAACAUCGCCGCGCCUCGCCAUUUACGAUUCACCAAAUGGUACAGAACUGCUGUUGCCUUUUAGACCAUAGCACUAACUAUUAGUUACACCCGAUACAUAUAUAUAUAUAUAUAUACACACACACACA